Molecule: messenger RNA, 852 nt
Organism: Exophiala aquamarina CBS 119918
Lineage: Eukaryota; Fungi; Ascomycota; Eurotiomycetes; Chaetothyriales; Herpotrichiellaceae
Product: gluconate 5-dehydrogenase
Exons: 2
Coding region: 1-852 (283 amino acids)
Molecular function (GO): oxidoreductase activity
Source: RefSeq, a predicted model, not a curated record
AUGGGCAGUGCACAAGCGGAUGUCGAACUCCGUGACUUUGGAAACAUCUUCAGCUUGGAGGGAAAGGUCGCCGUUGUGACUGGUGGAAGUCGAGGGCUAGGUCUUCAUGUGGCAUCAGGGUUUCUCCAAGCAGGAGCGAGCAAGGUCUACAUCACUUCUCGAAAGGCCAAAGCGUGUGACGAGGCCGUCGCAGCACUAAACGCCCUCCCAAACAAACGCCCUGGCGCUGUCGCAAUCUCUGUCCCUGCCGAUUCCUCCAAGGUGUCUGAGAUCGAGCGCCUGGUUGCCGAGGUCUCAAAGACUACUGAUCACGUCGAUAUCCUCUUUGCGAACGCUGGAGCCACCUGGGGUGCCCCCUUCGACACACACCCUGACAAUGCUUUUAGCAAAGUCAUGGACCUGAAUGUCAAGAGCGUCUUUUAUUCUGCACAAAAGUUUGCCCCUCUAUUACAGAAGCGAGCCAGCAUUCAAGAUCCAAGCCGAAUCAUUGUAACCGCGAGCGUCGCUGGCUUGGGUGUGGGGACACUUGGUGAGAACGCCACUUUCGCAUACUCGGCAUCAAAGGCUGCCGUUAUUCAUUUGGCAAAGAACCUCGCCGUCGAAUUGGGCCCAAGAGGCAUCCUCACCAAUGCCGUGGCCCCGGGAUUCUAUCCAACGAAGAUGGCAUCAGGAUUAAUGGAACUUCAAGGGGGCACAGAGGCCCUUGCAGCUGAAGUUCCGAACAAACGACUUGGCCAGCCGGAGGAUAUCGCUGGGUUGGUUGUGUUCUUAGCCAGCAGGGCUUCUAGUCAUAUUAAUGGAGCCGUCAUCACGACCGAUGGCGGAUCCUUGCUUUCGCGAGGAAGGUUGUAA